Endocarpon pusillum Z07020 is the source of this 1911-nucleotide messenger RNA. RefSeq lists its product as uncharacterized. NCBI's taxonomy places the organism in Eukaryota, Fungi, Ascomycota, Eurotiomycetes, Verrucariales, Verrucariaceae. Bases 1 to 1911 code for a protein of 636 amino acids. The record is from RefSeq and is a predicted model, not a curated record. The transcript has a single exon.
AUGGCGACGUCUAAUCUCACACCCGGUUCGAAUGCAUUCUCCUCAGCACUUCCUCCCGCAAUUGGCCCCCCCACAACGACCAGCGUGGACACCACCCAAAUCGCAACUGCUACAGGGGCGCCUUCAACGACUCCAGCGCCUUUUUCUCCACUACCACCCUUCCCAACAUCCUCUUCGAUUUCGUCUUUCCGUGAAACUGCUUCUGCAAGCCCAUCAACAUCAACAGCUUCUGUAUCGUCUUCAACGACCACACAACCGGCCGAAUCCGAUGCGGCCAGAACCUCAGGCUUAUCUCCAACCGUGGCUCCUACCACUUCCUCAGAGCAAGGCAGUCUAAAUACUGGCCAAAUUGUUGGUAUAUGCUUAGCAGCUGUGGCGAUUUUUGGGUUUGUUCUCGGAGCUUUGUUGUUCUUAUACCGCAGGCGAAGAGAAAUCAAUCGGAAGCGUCGAGGAUCAAGAUGGUCCGAUAGUAUCGAAAAGCAGCCACCGUCCCCGUUCUCACCGGCCGAUCAUCAUAUCGAGGCCGGUGUUUCAAACCCUCGAGCAGCCACCCCUGACCACAGCCAACGAUUUUAUGCACCUCCCACAAAGACUCAGGAGAAGCGGAGGAGUUUCUGGCGAAGAAGUAUCAAGCCAGAAGAUAUUGGUGUCGCUGUAAGCCCAGAAGUCGUGCAGGCUGGUUCUCCAACAAGUAUUUCGUCGCAGCGGACGACUUCACAGCUGUUGCCAGAAUUUCCACAUUACUCCCUAUGGCCAGCGCCUCUAAAAAAAAGUCAGCAAAAUGCAGCCACCUUUGAACAACGGCGACAACCCGAGCGGCCCACAGUCACAUUUCCCAGCACCUUUGUGGAACGUAAAAAGGCUAAUAAACCACCGCGCAUUGUUUCUUCCCGGACAGGAAAUGGGUUACCUACAGAUCCUAGAGCACAGAUGUAUAGGCUAGGACAAGCGAAGAGUGUGAAUGACAAGAUUCCUCUUACGCCAGUCUACGACAACGGAAACGUUUCCAUGGCUUCGGGAGCUAUCUUGCCUCCAAGGCAGAAUAAUUUCCUGCAACCAGGACAUCCUUCUCAAGCGCAGCGAAAAUAUGAUCCAUAUCUGCAAGACCAAAAGGUCGCACCCAACCCAAUACCUGCUCAGACAAUUAAAUUGCUGCCACCAUCGCCGCCAGGGGCACAUUCUGAGGCAUCAAGCUCACGUCGAGCUCCUCCUUUACGACGAGGUUCUUCUGCGUCAGACGCAACCAACAUCGAGGACGACGAAGAUACUACCCCAGAACAAGAAACAGAUAAACAGUUGAGACCUACACCAUUGAGUCCAGUUCUUGAAUCUCCUCGCCACUAUUCUCUUUCGCCAAUCGAGCGACUUACCAGCCCACUAAAUGAUCUUGCCUAUCCUUCGCCACCUCGCCCAGCUGCCAUCUCCAAACAAGCUGAAAAGCAACCUCGACCCCGAGUGGUAGAGUUUGCCGACCCAUUAGGUCGAACGAGCUCCCCAUCGCGAACCCCUACAGAAGCAGCAUCAAGAAGAGACCACCUCAUCCUGGAUGAGCGAAGUCUGUUGUCCACUGCAUCUUCAUCCGCAUCGUCGCCCUUGCGGAAGAGAGACGAGUCUCCCUCAACGUUACUGGCCAAGCGAAAGGGUGACAGAGCGGCAGAUCAGAUGCUGCAACAUGGUCUGAGGUUGAGCUCUUCGGCUGCAAAUGCGCUCCCGAGGAGUAGAUACCAGGUUAAUAACCAAAAUGAGACAAGAGCCAGAAAGGGAUCCGAUACGGAGAACGACAACGGUAUGAAUACCGUUUUGAAGACGCCUCCCCCAAAGGGUGGGCAAGGUCUGAAAAGCCCGCCGUUCUGGACACCGAAAUUAACGCCUACAAGGAGAGGGGAGGAUCUGUUUCUGCGGGUUGAAUAA